Molecule: messenger RNA, 1246 nt
Organism: Aaosphaeria arxii CBS 175.79
Lineage: Eukaryota; Fungi; Ascomycota; Dothideomycetes; Pleosporales
Product: twinfilin-1
Exons: 2
Coding region: 170-1156 (328 amino acids)
Biological process (GO): barbed-end actin filament capping; actin filament depolymerization
Cellular component (GO): actin filament; cytoplasm
Molecular function (GO): actin monomer binding; actin filament binding
Source: RefSeq, a predicted model, not a curated record
AGGCAUCUCGUCAUGCCAAGAUCCGCUGCCCCACUAUCAAGGUACUGCCUCGACCCACGUACACUCAACCUCAGCAUCAGCGGUGUGCUUUCGAACACUCCGGACCUCUACACAUUGAAGUCCACUUUCCCUUCAAUUCGAAUAGCUAACCUCCCCAUUAUCCUCCAUCAUGCAGUCAGGAAUCUCCGCAUCCCAAGAGCUCAAAACCGCUCUCGGAGAGCUCAUAAGCAGCACCACGCAGCGAGGACUUCUCGCCACAAUCACCAAUGAACAAAUAACCCCCAGCGGCACGAUCCCCUCCUCCACCCCCUCCUUCCUCUCCGACCUCAACACCCUCAGCCCUCACAUCCACCCCAACCAAGCCCUGUACAUCCUCCUCCGCCGCGCCGAUGCCCUCACCUCCGCGGACAAAUCCCUCGUCGCGGUAACCUACGUCCCGAACGCCGCUCCUGUCCGCCAAAAAAUGCUCUUCGCCUCCACGCGGCUCACGCUCGUCCGCGAGCUCGGCGGCGAACACUUCCCAGAGAGCGUCUUCACGACCGAAGCCGACGAACUGACCUCCUCAGGCUGGGAGAAGCACGUCAAGCACACGGAGAGCGCGAACCCACUCACCCAGGAGGAGCGCGACCUGCAGAACAUCCGGGAGGCGGAGGCGCUGGAGUCGCGCGGCACGCAGGGCAAGGGGCUGAUCCAGGGCGGGCAGAUUGCGAUUCGUGCGGACGGGGAGAUUUCUGCGGCAUUGAAGGCACUCGGGGAGGGCGGGGAGGAUAACUUGGUGCAGUUGAGGAUGGAUGUGCCGAGUGAGACGUUGAGGUUUGUGGGGUCGGAUACUGCGGACGAGACGACGCUGGCGGGGAAGAUCGAUGCGAGCGAGCCGCGGUAUUCGUUUUAUAGGCAUGGUGGUAAGGAGGGGGCGAUUGUGUUUGUUUCGACGUGUCCGAGUGGCGCGAAGAUUAAGGAGAGGAUGUUGUAUGCGGCGAGUAGGGGGAACGUUAUCACGUUGGCGCAGACGGAGGGCGGGUUGAAGGUUGCGAAGAGGAUUGAGGCGACGAAUCCGGAUGAGGUUACCGCGCAGGUUAUUUUGGAUGAGUUUAAGGUUGAGGCGGUGGAGGAGAAGAAGGGUUUUGCGAAGCCGAAGAGGCCUGGAAGGCGGUAGAGGUUGAGCAUGUUUUGAAAAUGCAUUUGAUAUAUGGUUGUUGUUGUUGUUGUUGUUGUUGUUGUUGUUGUUGUUGUUGUUGUUGUUGUU